UAUACAAAAAAAAUACAUUCGUUUCCUCAGUUGCAUGAUAUCAGAAACAAAGCUACUUAAGAAAUGGAGAAUUUUCCAUCGGAUUCUGACCUGAGAAAUCUGGUGAGAGAGCUGUCUCAGGGGAAAGAGAUGGCGAUGCAGCUGCAAAAUCAUCUGAAUUUGCAGUCAUCUUCUUCACAUGAGAGCCGCGAGUUUUUGCUUCAGAGAAUAAUGUAUUCCUACGAUCAGGCGCUCUCCAUGCUCACGCGCAACGACCCUGCUGCUGCUGCUCGUAGUGAACCACCGCUGCUGCAGCCGAUGCCGGAGUCUCCUUUGCCAGUCGCUGGAAGCCCACUCAGUGAUGACUCCGAUCAGGAUUUCACGGAUCCCGCUUCUAGGAAAAGAAAGGCGGGUGCCAGGUGGACUCGAAAGGUGAAAGUGGGGUCAGAAGCCGGGAUUGAAGGACAACUGGAUGAUGGCUAUGGUUGGAGGAAGUACGGACAGAAAGAGAUCCUGGGAGCUAAACAUCCCAGAGGGUACUACAGAUGCACCUUUAGACAUGCCCACGGAUGUUUGGCUACAAAGCAAGUUCAAAAAUCAGACGAAGAUCCCACAAUUUUUGAGAUCACCUAUAGGAGAAAGCACACGUGCAAUCGUGCCCCUAAUAACCCGUCCGCAUCCAUGCCCGUACCCGGUCUAGAAAGUGAAGAUCCGAAUCCGUUAACCCAAAACCCACCCUUUAACAUCCAAACAAGCCUCAAUCCCCUAAACAGUUUCUCUUCAUCCUCACCAAUUAACAAUAAUGUUUUUUUGGGAAAUUAUUACCCGAAUCCGACCAAUGAUUUGAAUGGUGAUUAUGGAGAAUUAAUUCCAAACUUGGGCCACUCCCAAUCCGAACUCACUCCAAUAAUUGCAGCCAUGACCAAUUCCGCCACUCUUGACACGGACCUCCCGUUUGGACCAUCUGGAUUCGGGUCGGGUUUCGACUUUGGUAACCCGGGCCAUUAUCCAUAGUAGAUGCAUGCCCUUCAUUUCUAAUUUUGUACGAGGAUAGUUGAGUUAAAUAAGGCCCGCUAGUUAGGCCUAGAUUUGUUGUUAGCAUUUGGUUAGUUUGACUGGUUAAACUUCUACUCCAUUUUUUGUAUGAUUUACAUUAAUCCAUGAUACUUUGUUAAAGAAUAAAGAGAGUCUCUAAAUAUUUUAGCUUUA
Salvia hispanica is the source of this 1188-nucleotide messenger RNA. RefSeq names its product putative WRKY transcription factor 41. Gene Ontology annotation, biological process: regulation of DNA-templated transcription. The record is from RefSeq and is a predicted model, not a curated record. NCBI's taxonomy places the organism in Eukaryota, Viridiplantae, Streptophyta, Magnoliopsida, Lamiales, Lamiaceae. Gene Ontology annotation, molecular function: DNA-binding transcription factor activity; transcription cis-regulatory region binding. Gene Ontology annotation, cellular component: nucleus.